AUGACAGAAGAAUCAUAUCCAGAAGCCGACUCAACAGUAACUUUGUUACUCCUGGGCGAUGCGGGCUGUGGAAAGUCCGUAUUCUUAUCACGCUUGAAGAGUGGCAAGAAGCUAGAGCCCUCGCAACCAAGCACCACCGAUAGUGCAUCCGAGACCUUGCGGGAUAGCGACCAGCCGUUCACUUAUGAUAUUCGAUUUUCCAAAAAAGCCUUUACAUUGGAACUCUAUGACACAGCAUGUCCUAACCAGCAUUGGUCGACCCUCAGGCCCGACGUCGUUAUUAUAGCCUUUGAUAUCUCAAACCGGGAUACAUUGACAGGCUUGAAAGAGUGGCGCAAUGAUAUAAUAAGGUAUUUCCAACAUGGUCGUGGAGAGCGAAUUCCCGUGAUGAUGCUCGGCUUGAAAAGAGACCUGAGGGAGGAGGGCGAGGGGAUCAUCUACCCGCAAGAGGCCUACCGUAUCGCCCAGGAACUGCGCUGUGAUAGGUAUGCGGAAUGUUCGGCUGUGACGGGGGAGUUGCUGCCAGAGACAUUUGAAGACCUGGCAAGACUUGCGGGCAUGUCAACCACGGAAAAAGGUGGGCAAACCGACGGGGCGUGCAAUAUUUUAUGA
Messenger RNA from Penicillium pulvis, 612 nucleotides. RefSeq lists its product as uncharacterized. NCBI's taxonomy places the organism in Eukaryota, Fungi, Ascomycota, Eurotiomycetes, Eurotiales, Aspergillaceae. The transcript has 4 exons. Bases 1 to 612 code for a protein of 203 amino acids. The record is from RefSeq and is a predicted model, not a curated record. Gene Ontology annotation, molecular function: GTP binding; GTPase activity.